This is a messenger RNA of Notodromas monacha, 1582 nucleotides long. The record is from the annotation of a GenBank genome assembly. Lineage: Eukaryota; Metazoa; Arthropoda; Ostracoda; Podocopida; Cyprididae.
UUUUUGACUGGGUAUUUUAGGUAAAACUGUAUGUGAAUUACGCUUAGAACGUUUGUGCUUGUUACGCGGCGAAACUUGAUAAACCCGACAGGAUGUCUUAUAUGUUAUCGCAUCUUCACAAUGGCUGGCAAGUCGACCAGGCGAUUCUUAGUGAAGAAGACCGUGUUGUGGUGAUACGAUUUGGUCACGAUUGGGAUCCGACAUGCAUGAAGAUGGACGAGGUUUUGUACUCAAUUGCCGAGAAAGUGAAAAACUUCUGCGUUAUCUACCUGGUUGAUAUUACCGAAGUGCCAGAUUUCAACAAAAUGUAUGAAUUGUAUGAUCCCUGCACCUGCAUGUUCUUCUUCCGCAACAAACACAUCAUGAUUGAUUUGGGAACCGGUAACAACAACAAGAUCAACUGGGCGUUGGAAGACAAGCAGGAAAUGGUCGAUAUUGUUGAAACCAUCUUCCAGACGGACAAGCUCAUCCCAACUCUCAUCCAUCUGAAUUGCACGAAGCUGGUGACAGCCUUGAAGGAAGUGGGGUUGGAUAAAUUGCUGAGUGAGUACGCGAACAAUGAGGUCACUGUCGAUGACACACCUUCAGCCACAAUUUUCGCCCCGACGGAUAGUGCAUUCGAUCAAUUCGAAAAACUUGGCGUUAGUGGUGUUGACCUGCUGGAACUCCUGAGUGGUCAUGCAGUGGAUCAUAACUUGAAUUCCUCUCAAGCUGUUGCUCAGAAAGUCGUACCCACGCUUGCAGCUGGGGUUUCUGUUUUUGUGAGCAAUUACACGAUCGGUGGAAAGCCUCUCUAUGCGGUCAACGGAGCUAAGAUAGCGACUCCAGAUUAUAUGACUACGAAUGGGAUAAUACAUGUGAUUGAUCGCGUAAUUUAUCCACUUGCCAAAUAUGAUUCUGAGACUACGCUUCAUGCUGCUGCACCGGUUACCGAUGGAUUUUUUCAACCGGAAAAUAGAAUGAUGCUGAACUUGCUGAAGAAUCCAGGAUUUACACUAUUCGCACCGUCGAAUGAAGCCUGGUCUAGGGUUCCGUUCAACAUUUUGGCAAACCUUACGGAUGCUCAGUUCGGAGUCCUGGGACUAAGGCAUCUUGUUGGUCCGGAGUCAGCCGGUCUACAUGGUCCGCUCUUCUCCCCAGCGCUAUUGGCAAGCAGUCCCAUAAACCUCGUCUCGGUCAGCAAUAAAAAUCUGACUGUAAAGUUAGAAUCUGGUGUUAUAAAAGUGAAUGGCGCGAGUGUUAUCAGCUCGGAUUAUGCGACUAUCAAUCGGGGUGUGAUCCAUGUUAUCGACAGCGUGUUGCUUGAAGGUUUGCCUUGAUCAAAUACAGUACGAUUUUUUUUGCAGCAGCAAAUGAACAGUUGAAACUUUUGUUCAUUUUCGCUGCAAUUGUAUUUCAUGAUGCUUGCGUUUUGAUCAUAAAAUGGGGAGCUUGCCUAAUGCUGCGUUGUAUCUCGCGUAUGUCAAUUGCUUUUGAGUUUUGAUGCUUUUUGAAAAGCUGUGAAAACUUGUAACGUGAUGGAUUCGGGGUUAUGGAAGAUUCCUUUGCGUAUGUGCAUAUAAAUAGGUUGAUGGCAUUUUUA